Messenger RNA from Pestalotiopsis fici W106-1, 1776 nucleotides. RefSeq lists its product as uncharacterized. Lineage: Eukaryota; Fungi; Ascomycota; Sordariomycetes; Amphisphaeriales; Sporocadaceae. The coding region runs from base 1 to 1776 and encodes 591 amino acids. The record is from RefSeq and is a predicted model, not a curated record. The transcript is spliced from 2 exons.
AUGUCAGGUCUAGAGGUACUUGGCCUCGUCCUCGGCGGUCUACCCCUGGUCAUAUCAGCCCUUCAGAACUAUAAACGGGUUCCACAAGGAAUUGGCAGAUGGCGAAGAUAUACCAGCGAGAUAGCCAGCAUAAUUCGACAACUACAGUCACAGGAAUGUAUCCUGACAGACUUGUGCGAAAAGCUACUCGAAGAUCUCGGUCUCGGGUCAAGGAUUGAUGCCAUGAUCAAGGAGCCGUUCGGCCCUCUGUGGCAAGAUGAUGGCACCAAGGAAAGGCUGCGACAGCUUUUGUAUAGAGACUACACCGUCUUUCAGGAAACCAUCAAGGAAAUGUCUAUUGCGAUGGAUGAUCUGAAGAAGAGGAUUGGCCUCGGUCCGGACGGCGAAAUGAAUGGAAUUGAUAUCACAUUAUGGAAACGUGAACUGAAGCGCUUCUCCUUUACAUUCAACAGGAGCGAGUAUGCAGACCUCAUGCGCAUACUCAGAGAUGGCAACGAGUGUCUUGAGAGCUUGAUCCGACACAACAAGGACUUGGAGCCAAGACGAAAGCAGAGGUUUCAAACACGUGAACUCGGUCUGCUCCGAGUCGUCUCCCAAAAUGUCUUUCGGGCUCUACAAAAUAGCAUUGCAUGCUCAUGCAAUCACGCCCUCGGCCUGGAGCUCUGCCCAGUCAAGAGACAUGGAGAGCUAAAGGAGCAUGAUUGUGAUAUAGUUUCUGGAUUUGAGUUUCGGGUAGGUAUCUCAGGGGCAGGACUGUCAUGGAACAUCUGGAAAGAGUUGCUUCUUUUACCCUCGAUAGGUAUACAAGACAGCCAGAAGACCAGCAUCUCAUCGUCACGGACACUUGUAUCACCGAGCUCUAUCAAGGUUCAGAAAAGCUACUGGAGACGAUUUCGUAGAAGUAGCUCGGUUUCAAUCCACUCGGAGCAAGAUAUGACAUGUGCAGAAACAAAUCAAGUGGACUUGACUCCUCCACAGUCGCCGGAAACGACAGACAAGUCAACGAAAUUGGGAAUCAACCCGCCAUCAAUUCCGAUCGACGAUAUAUGCUCAACAAUCGUCAAUUCUAAUAGGCCAGCCUCGUCGUUUUACGGCUCCAUUUCUACCUAUCAUCAAGCCAAGUUCUCGAACUUCGAUGUUCACACUGCCACAACCUCCAACGGUCAUGGCUCUGAUCUGAUCACGCUCGAUCAAGUGCUCAGACGGAACGACAGUUCAUCCAACCAACUCUCCUAUACACAAAAGAUCCGACUAGUUUACUUGGUUUCGACGGCAGUACUGCAAAUACCCGAAAGCUCAUGGUGGACGGAUACUUCAUUGAGCAGAGAUAUCAUCUUUAUUCAAAAGCAAGGGUUCAUAGACUUCCAACGCGUCUUUAUCGGGCGAGACGCCGUCGACCAAACCCCGCCAGCGCUCCUCAACAAGCUCAUGAUUGACCCCCGACGACAUGUUAGGAAUCCAGCCUUGCUAGCCUUGGCCAUUGUCCUCGUCGAGAUCAUGCUGGCCAGGCCGUUUGAAGAGCUGCGCGCCGAGACUACACCUUGGAAUGUGGCUGCCAUUACCGACGCACGGUCGGACCUGGAAGCUGCGCAAAAGCUGGCCCAUCGUGUCCAUAACGAGUUUGGCUCGAUGGUGGGCAGCGCGAUACGGCGUUGUGUCACGGGCGAUUUUGACUGUGCGAAUAUCAGCCUAGAAGACGAGGAGUUCCGGCAAGAGUUCAAUGCAGGUGUUGUUGCACUACUGAAAGAUAAUAUGAAGUAUGCAGGUCUGUCAUAG